Messenger RNA from Penicillium verhagenii, 480 nucleotides. RefSeq lists its product as uncharacterized. Lineage: Eukaryota; Fungi; Ascomycota; Eurotiomycetes; Eurotiales; Aspergillaceae. Bases 1 to 480 code for a protein of 159 amino acids. The transcript has a single exon. The record is from RefSeq and is a predicted model, not a curated record.
AUGGAUGUGAACUCUUUACAAGAAGAUUCCAAUGGAGUCCAAGAUGUUACUACUGGGUUUCAUGUCUCUCGGCUCCCCUACAGCGAAGAUACAAUUGUCAACAUCAUCAGUGACAUAUACCGCAUCUAUCUCCAACUGAAUUAUAUUUCGGAUUGGGAGGUCACCUGGGCGCCACCAGGAGGUCAUAAUAUUAAUCAAACGCUAUGCGAGGAACUUCAUAUUGACCCAGUGGUUAUCUCGCUGAUGAAGCGACUACCAUAUUUUCGAUUCUCGAGGACAGCCAGCGAUGUGGAAUUCUUCUACCGUUGGUCAAGAGCCUUCACCUAUCUUCAUGACUAUGAGAUCCGAGGAGGUCGCGAUCCGGAUCGAUUUGAGAUUGACGAUGACCCCCGGCCAGACUUCCUUCUUCCCCACGAGAUAGCUUUGACUUGUUCAACUGAUGAGGGCUGCCAUGUAAUCCUUGAUACAAAAGAAAGUUAG